UCAAAAUUAAACGUUUCAUUUAGGUAACGUCUAGUCAACGUACAAGACUUGUAUAGUAUAACAAAUUCUCGUAGUUCAAUACAUUUUUUUUUCAUUUGAAUUAACUAUUAGUUAUUUUACUUUUGUAAAAUACAUAUUAUAAUAUAUAAAUACAACGUAGUAAUAUUAUAGGUAUUAUACUAUUUUAUAAAUAAUAAAAUAAUAUAUUAUACUAUACCAGAUACGAUACCGAUACUUGCAUCUUAACUAUUAAAUAAUUCAAUAUUGGCAUUAAGCUCGCCAUUUUAAACAAAAAUCAUUAAAUAGGUCGAAUUUACCUUUGCAAAUAAAAACAAAAUGAGCCGAAUGAAAACUUUGUGCGCUAUGGAAUCAUUGGUAGAAGGCGUCCCACAAGUUAAUUUCGUCAUCUGUCCAGCCGUGAUUGAUGACUGCGACCAAAUCUACGAAUUAGUACAAGAAUACUAUUCCGAAUACGGUAUACCGAGUAGCAGACAGUUGAACAAAGACACUUUCAGGAGGGAUGGAUUUGAAUCUCAAAAUCCAAGUUUCCAAUGUUUUAUAGCAAAAACUAGAAGAGAAGAAGACGUUAUUAUUGGAUUCGUACUGUGGUUUCGACCGUCCGAGAACACGACCGGCCAACCAGUGUUCCUCGAAGCACUGUACGUGUCAAAACCUUACCGACAGAAACACCUCGAACAGGCACUUUUCGAGAAAACUAUUCAAAUCUAUUGAAUCGCUGAGGUGGACGAGAUCGCCCCGCCGCGGCCGCCGCGUCGUAACCCAUACCGACUGUAAUAUUAUAUAUCCAACGACGAGCCCAAAGCAAAAUGUUGUACCUAUCAAUAGCAAUAAUAAUAACAAUAAUAUUAUUACCAUCGUCGUGUAAUUGUAUGAUAGGUAUUAAAAAAAAACCGUUGCGUUAUCGAGAAAACGCCAAAUGUCAGCGACUGGAAAACGGAAAUGGACGAAAACAAUAUACUAUAUUUUUCAUAAUAUUAUUUUGCUAUAUACUUAUCGUUAUAACUUAUAAUGUUUGUUGCGAUUUUCGGUCGACCUCCGCUUAGAAGAAACUGUAGCGGAUUGCCGGGAGAUCGGAAUGGCGAAAGCCGGAAAUAAGUGUCCUCUUGUGGGGCUCGUGUAAACGACUCGGACCGAUCAUCCCUCGCUACAUGCCACUCUAAACGAAAAACACCGGAACGCGUCGAUACAUUAUUAUUAUUAGGUACCUAUACACUGUACCUAUCUAUCAUUGCGACGACGACGACGACAUUUUGAUCUUUGGGGUUUUCGAGGCCCGCGACAAGCUGCUGCACUCCGAAAUUAAAUCAUUCGCCCUCGUCAAGAGCACAUUGCGAUCCGACGACACAUUUUAGAUAAGAUAUUUUUAACGACAACACGUUCUUAAUAUCUGUAAUAAACAAUAUAAUAUAAUGUAAAUAAUAUAAUGAUGAAAUCGGAGUCUCUGAAUACACGCUACGCCCGAUUCCCAGCUACGUAAUUUAUAUUAUUACCUACAUUGAUGGACCAUGGACGACGGAUCGCGUCAAACGUUUUCGUGUCGACCUAUAUCUCAUAUUAUUUUUUAAUUGUUGUUAUUACUUAUUGUGUUAUUGAUUGAAAUCAGAACGUAUAAUAUAAAUAGAUAACGCAGAUGGCCGAUGAGAUCAAA
Molecule: messenger RNA, 1669 nt
Organism: Acyrthosiphon pisum (pea aphid)
Lineage: Eukaryota; Metazoa; Arthropoda; Insecta; Hemiptera; Aphididae
Exons: 4
Coding region: 337-732 (131 amino acids)
Molecular function (GO): N-acetyltransferase activity
Source: RefSeq, a predicted model, not a curated record